Messenger RNA from Trichoderma aggressivum f. europaeum, 2502 nucleotides. RefSeq lists its product as uncharacterized. NCBI's taxonomy places the organism in Eukaryota, Fungi, Ascomycota, Sordariomycetes, Hypocreales, Hypocreaceae. Gene Ontology annotation, molecular function: catalytic activity. The transcript has 5 exons. Bases 1 to 2502 code for a protein of 833 amino acids. The record is from RefSeq and is a predicted model, not a curated record. Gene Ontology annotation, biological process: nucleoside metabolic process.
AUGGAUUUGCUUUCGACCAUCCGCAAGACCGGCUCCAGAGGUGGCGUAAACUUUAGCUGGGACGAAGUCGCCAACUCCAACCACCGCGAAAACUAUCUCGGCCACAGCCUCAAGGCGCCAGUUGGACGAUGGGCCAAGGGACGAGAUUUGAACUGGUACGCCAAGUCGGAGGCCACGGCGGCGGAAUCGGCCGAGACAGACGAAGAGCGCAGAGAUCGCGAGCAGAAGGAAGAGCUGCGCAAGAUCAAGGAGGCGGAGGAAGACGCAAUCGCUAAAGCAUUGGGUUUACCGCCUCCUCUGCGAAACACAUCCGGGGCCAAUGCCAUCGAAGUCGAACCUAAGCGGCAAGCAGAAGAGAGCGAAGAAGACACAGAAGUAGGAGCAGGAGCAGGAGUCCUGACAGGCGACGCGACAGAGACUACCGACGGCGCAGUCGUGAUCGAGCCGAGGGACGGGAUGAGCGCGACCGGGAUCGGGAUCGUGAGCGUCGACACCGCCGAGAUCGCGACAGGAGUCGAAGCAGAGACCGUCGUGACAAUAGGCGAGAAGAUCGGGAAGAUGGGAAAGGCGAAAGGCGAGGCGAAAGACGACACAGGGACAGGAGCAGGCAGCGACAUCGAUCUCGAUCCAGGGAGCACAGACGACGAAGCCCUGGGCCAAGCUCGCGCCGAGAAGAUUAAACUGGAAGACAUAGCUCGUUUGCUGGCGUUUGGUACUUGGUUAUAUCUAGGUCCUGGAAUCUGUAAGGCUUUGGUAGAGUUUGGCUUAAUAUUUUGUAUUCCUAUUGCGCGAGAACUCGAGUCUCCUCGGGCAGACGCUUCUCUCCAAAAGGACUCGAUAAAACUCAACCAUGGUGCCUAUGCAGUUGGAUGGGCUGCUGUAUUGCGCUCUGAGCUCAACGCAUCUAGAGCGCUUCUUGAUGAAGAACACGAGCCCUUGCAGCCAGCAGACAAUGACGACAACAUCUAUCUCCUAGGCCGGAUGGGGGAGCAUAAUGUCGUGAUUACUUUCCCCGGGUCAGGGACAUAUGGAACCAACGCUGCGGCACAGAUGGUCACUAAUAUGCUUCGCACGUUUCCAAAUAUCCGAUUUGGGUUGCUGGUCGGCAUAGGAGGAGGCGUUCCAAGGCCGCCAGAUCUAGAAGAUGCAAGCAAGGACAUUCGGCUUGGUGAUGUUGUUGUUGGCAACCCCAAGGGAAAUCACGGUGGUGUUCUUCAGUACGAUAUGGGCAAGUGGAAUAACGAUCAAGAGUUUACCAUUCAGUCGCAUCUGAACAAACCGCCUGGGUUAUUGCUAAAAGCUACCCAACUAUUGCAAUCGGAUCAUGAUUUCAGAGAGGGAAGAAUGAACCAAUACAUUCAAGACGUUGCAUCAAAGUCCUCGGAACUGAAAGCAUUAAAAGAAUAUCGGUUCCCAGGACGAGCGAGCGAUCAACUGUUCAAAGCAACUUAUCCACACUCUGGUGAUGAUGACUGCUCAAGCUGCAACGCCGAGAUGGUUGAGAAUCGCUUAGUUCGAGACUCAGAUGAACCAACAGUACACUACGGUCUUAUAGCAUCAGCAAAUGCUGUCAUGAAGUCGGCCCGGCGUCGCGAUAAACUCCGAGAUGCAUGGAAUGUAUCCUGCUUUGAGAUGGAAGCAGCAGGGCUCAUGGAUAGCUUUCCAUGCAUGGUAAUCCGGGGCAUCUGUGAUUACUCGGACGAUCACAAAAACACAUUGUGGCAACCCUAUGCCGCCGUGGUAGCUGCGGCAUAUGCAAAGGACCUCUUGCGGAUUAUCAAACCGAAAGAGAUGGAAUCCAUUCCCCCAGCGGUGCAGACGGUUGAGUCCGACAAAGGGAGUGGAGGGAGAGUAGACAAGAGUCGCCAACAGGCGUCUUUUCAACCAGGGGUUGCAGAGGCUACUGACAGCAGACCAGCCACCUUGCGCGAGUUUAAUCAGUUGCGAGGCAUCUUGGAAAGAAUUGAGAGCCGACUCAGCAAACUAGAGGAGAAAGCCACAGCUACAAGCCAGACACCAACACCUCAAGCUGUCAGUGCCGGCCAGCAAAACAAGUCCAAUCCAGCUGGAGCGAGCCGACAAUGGUCACCUGCUGUGUGUCGACCAAAAUCUCAAGAUGAGAUGACGAGAGAGGAGAGAAGCAACAUCCAUCCUGUUGCCUUCAGAAUUCCGGCUGACUGCACUGUCUCUUCUCCUCCUAAGAGAAUCAGAUAUAAAGGCCGGGAAUACCAACUCUAUUUCAGUGGUCCAGGUCUGGGAUCUUUGCUGGUGAAUGAGUCCAAUUGCAUUCUCGACAAUGGACUCCUUGUGCCUACCCUACUGGGUCCAAACGGAAUAUCCCAUAUGUUUUUCUUCGAUUGGAAGAAUUCAAACAUUCGAUAUUCUCUCCCCCCGAAAGGAUCAUCAUCUAAUGCCUACCCACCCCAGGUAGGUAUUGAAAUAUUGGGAUCACCCCAGGUAGGUACUGCACCAUUGGGAUCGAUGUUGAGCAUGUUGUUGUAA